AUGAAGCCCAUUUCCCGUCUCCCUGCACCUUACAGUUGGCGCUGUGGUGUCCAAGCUGAGCAAAUCUCCCUCAUCUUCAAAAGUUUGGAAGCACUGAUAACACUGCAGCCCUGGAGGACUUGGAUGAACCAGAGGGAGAUGAAGGUGUCAGCCCUGGAGGAGCAAGGGUUCUCAGGACAGGACAGCAGCUGCGAUCCAGCUGGAAGAGCCCAUGGAGGAUCCCACAGCUCCAGGGACAACACCCCUGACCAUGCACAGGCAUCAGACUUUGAUGCUAUACUCCAAGACGUCCAUGAGCUCCAGGAAAACAAUCGCAAACUUGAGGAAUGCUUUGAAAACUUGAAAACUAAACACCUACAAAGCUACACAGAGAUUGUGGAGGCCCUACAUUUGGAGCAAUACAGGUGUGAACGUUUAGAAAAACAGCUCUAUGACUUUACAGAACUGCACCAGAACGAAAUUGUGAACUUGAAAGAGGAACUAGCCAGCAAGGAGGAGAGGACUGCUUAUCAGACUGAUGAAAGAGGGGCAGAUAUUCAUGAGGCGCUGGAGGCAUGUCAGAUACGUCUGUUCAAGAUGGAGCAGCAACAGCAUGUAAUGCAGCAAAGUUUGGAGAACACCACAGCAGGGACCCGUUUUGGGGAACUAAUCAAUGUGCUGCAGACUGUUCUGGCAGCCAUUCUAGUUUUUGUGUCCACAAUGGCCAACUGUGUGAUCCCUUUGAUAAAAACAUUUAGCCACACACUUUCUACACUGCUUUUUGCAGGCCUCUUCUACUCUCUCUGGAAGCACUGGGAUGCCCUCUUAGAUUAUCAUUAUUACUUUCUCUGCACUCAACAUCCUGAAAAGGGAGACAAAUAAACCUGUCUCGACUCAAGUAUUACUGACAUCUCUUCGGAAAUCUAAUGCAAAAAGAGCCCUAUAUACUCUUCAGCCCAACCUCACUGCUUCCUGUUAACAGAGGUCAAAUCUAAUUUUCAGUUUCAGU
This is a messenger RNA of Plectropomus leopardus (leopard coralgrouper), 988 nucleotides long. The record is from RefSeq and is a predicted model, not a curated record. NCBI's taxonomy places the organism in Eukaryota, Metazoa, Chordata, Actinopteri, Perciformes, Serranidae.